AGAAUCUGACAGUUUCAAUGAAUAUUCAGGAGAUAAAUUAUCAGAAUAACUUAUUUUUAAAUAAUGGCCGCAAUAGAAAGCAAACCUGAUUCCAACAGAAACUCUUUUGGUCUUAAGCCCGAAGAUUACAUUUACGAGGACGAUUUGUGUUAUGUGUUCGACGAACUAUACAAUCCGCAAGCCCCUGUCCACUUCGUGGUGGCGCCGAAGAAACAUAUUCCGAGACUAUGCCACGCCACAGACGAAGACGAGAAGAUUCUUGGCCAUCUCCUCAUCGUCGCCAAAGACACAGCUAUAUUCCGCGGCCUCCACAAGACGGGCUACCACGUGGUGGUAGACGAGGACCACAGAGCGGGGACACUGCGGGCGCUCCAUGUGUUCGGGCGGGCGCUGCAACAUAUGUUAUGGCCGACGGGGCCUGGAGCACGGCUCUAA
This is a messenger RNA of Cydia fagiglandana, 435 nucleotides long. RefSeq names its product adenosine 5'-monophosphoramidase HINT2-like. The transcript is spliced from 3 exons. The record is from RefSeq and is a predicted model, not a curated record. Bases 64 to 435 code for a protein of 123 amino acids. Gene Ontology annotation, molecular function: hydrolase activity. NCBI's taxonomy places the organism in Eukaryota, Metazoa, Arthropoda, Insecta, Lepidoptera, Tortricidae. Gene Ontology annotation, cellular component: cytoplasm.